Mucor velutinosus is the source of this 1536-nucleotide messenger RNA. RefSeq lists its product as uncharacterized. NCBI's taxonomy places the organism in Eukaryota, Fungi, Mucoromycota, Mucoromycetes, Mucorales, Mucoraceae. The coding region runs from base 1 to 1536 and encodes 511 amino acids. Gene Ontology annotation, cellular component: membrane. The record is from RefSeq and is a predicted model, not a curated record. Gene Ontology annotation, biological process: carbohydrate transport; transmembrane transport. The transcript is spliced from 3 exons. Gene Ontology annotation, molecular function: carbohydrate:proton symporter activity.
AUGGGAUAUAGUUUACAACUCUACGUAGUCUGCGCUUUUGCAGCAAUUGGUGGUUUCUGCUUCGGUUACGAUUCAGGAAUCAUUUCUGGUGUCUUGACCAUGCCUACUUUUAUUGGCAAAAUGACUGGUGGUAGCACUUACCUUACUGCUAUACAACAAUCUGUCAUUACCGGUCUCUUGUUGGCUGGUUGUUUCGUUGGUUCUCUCUUUGCUGGUCAACUCUGUGAAAGACUUUCUCGUAAGUACACCAUCAUUGUUGCUUCUGGUGUCUUCUGUAUCGGUGCUGCUGUCCAAACUGGUGCUACUGGCUAUGACAUGAUCCUUGGUGGUCGUUUUGUUGCUGGUCUCGGUGUCGGUUCUCUUUCCAUGUCUGUCCCUCUUUACUUGUCUGAACUUGCUCCCAAGGAAAUCCGUGGUCGUCUUAUCUCUCUCCAACAACUUACCAUUACCAUUGGUCUCAUGGUUGCUUUCUGGGUCAAUGUUGGUACUGAGAAUUUGAUUACCGAUGCCGCCUGGAGAAUUCCCCUUGGUAUCCAAAUUGCUCCUGCUGCUAUCCUCUUUGUCGGUACCAUCUUCCUUCCUUUCUCUCCCCGUUGGUUGAUUAAGAAGGGCCGCAAUGCUGAAGCUUUGUCUGUCCUCGCUAGACUCCACUCUAAUGGUGAUGAAACUGCUCCUCACGUUGUUGCUGAAUACGAAGAAAUCAUUGCUCAAGUUGAACACGAACGUGCCGUCUCUGUUGAUAGCUACCUCGAACUCUUCAAGGGUACUUUGCUCAGAAGACUCGUUUUGGGUAUCCUCAUUCAAGUCUUCCAACAAUUCACCGGUAUCAACUCUAUCAUGUACUAUGCCCCUACCAUCUUCCAACAAGCUGGUGUUCCCGGUCGUUCUGCUUCUUUGAUUGCCUCUGGUGUUAACGGUGUUCUUAACGUCCUUUCCACCAUCCCUGCUAUUCUCUUCCUUGAUCGUCUUGGUCGUCGUUUCGUCUUGAUAUCUGGUGCUCUUGUUAUGGGUACUGCCAUGUUGCUUUGUGGUAUCGUUAUGGGUGCUACUGGUCGUGUUUACAAGGAUGACGAGUCUGGUCAAAACAAGGUUGACAUGUCUGGAAACACCUCUGCCUCUUACUUCUGUAUUGUCAUGGUCUACUUCUUCGUUGCCGGUUUCGCCUACUCUUGGGGUCCUUGUGGUUGGGUCUACCCCGCUGAAAUCUACCCUCUCUCCAUUCGUGCCAAGGGUACUUCUCUCACCACUGCUGCUAACUGGCUCAUGAACUUCAUCAUCUCUCUCUUCGUCCCUGUCAUGCUUACUACCAUCACCUGGGGUACUUACAUUUUCUUUGGUUGUUGUUGUGUUGUCAUGGCUACUUGUGUCUUCCUUUUCUACCCCGAAACCAAGGGUCGCUCUCUCGAAGAGAUGGAUGUCGUCUUCUCUGGCCGUAUUCUUACUUUCAGAGAUGUCAAGGAAGCUGACCGCAAGCUCAAGAGCCAACAAGCUGGUAAGACUGAGUCUUACGACGAUGUCAAGGAAGAACAAGUCUAA